AGUACACAAUUUCUCCAAUAGAUAAUUCAUGAAUAAUUCAAGCUUUCAUUUUAUUAAUCACGGUCAUCUUUCUUUGAUGACUCAUCUACAUGUUUUAAAAUCUUUCUUCAGCAGCCUAAUUCGACCCACCUACACCUUUUUCACACACUGUUUUGUUUUUUCCCAGCUAAAAAGGUAUUUUCUUUGAUCAAUAAAGUUCAUGAAAAUUUACCAUCAACUUACACAUACACGUCCAUGACCCAGAAAAAAGAUUGAAGUUUCUUAGAAAAUAACCUGCAACUUCUUAUCAUGUGCAUUCUCUCUCUAAAUAGUACAGAGGGGGAGAGAUAUUUGUAAGUAUCAUAAUCACACCCAUAAAUUUUGCAUUCACAAAUUAGCAAGCCUCAAUGGAUGCAUUUCCUUCUUCUUCAUCUUCUUCUUCUUCGCCUCGAUGGAACUAUGACGUCUUCUUGAGUUUUAGAGGUGAAGAUACCUGCAAGAACUUUGUGGACCAUCUCUAUAUGGCUCUGCAACAGAAAGGAAUUCACACCUUCAAAGAUGAUGAGAAACUUCAAAGAGGAAAAUCGAUUUCUUCAGAACUCCUCAAGGCAAUUAAGGAAUCGAAAUUUGCAAUCAUCAUUUUUUCGAAAAACUACGCAUCGUCCUCUUGGUGUUUGGAUGAACUCAUACAGAUCAUUGAAUGUAGGAAUAAAGUGGGACAAACAAUUUUGCCAAUUUUCUACAACGUCGAUCCCUCACAAGUACGGAAACAAAAGGGAAGUUUUGCAGAAGCAUUUGCCAAACAUGAGGAAAAUUUUGGAGAGGAGGACAAGGAAAAGGUGCAAAAGUGGAGGGCAGCUUUGGUAGAGGUAGCAAAUUUAAGCGGGUGGGAUUUGAACGAUGUAGCAAAUGGGCAUGAGGCGAAAUGUAUCCAAAAAAUUGUUCAAGAGAUUAUAAAAAAAUUGAAACAUAUACCAUUAUAUGUUGCCAAGUAUGAAGUGGGGAUAGAUUCUCGUGUCAACAAAGUGAUCGCUUUGCUAAAUAAUGGGUCAAAGGAUGUGUGCACUGUGGGAAUUUGUGGAACUGGGGGAAUAGGAAAGACAACCAUAGCCAAAGUUGUCUUCAAUCGAAUAUUUCAUCAAUUUGAAGGUUGUUGUUUCCUUAGUGAUGUGAAAGAAGUUUCAGAACGACAUAAUGGUCUAACUAAUCUGCAACAACAACUUUUGAAUGACACCCUAAUGGAAGAAGAUAUAAAGAUGUCUAAUGUUCACUACGGGAUCAAUGUGAUAAAGAGAAGAUUACGUUACAAGAAGGUCCUGGAAGUUCUCGACAACGUGGAUAGUUUGAAGCAAUUAGAAAGUUUGGUUGGAGCAAAUGAUUGGUUUGGUUUUGGAAGUAGGAUCAUUGUAACAACCAGAAAUGAACGUUUAUUGGUGGAGAAUAAAGUAGAUGAAAUGUACAAGGUUGAGUUGUUGAAUGACGAUGAAUCUCUUCUACUUUUUAGUUGGUAUGCUUUCACUAACAACCAUCCCUUGGAGGAUUAUUUGGAACUCUCGCGAAGUGUGAUAAAUUAUGCCCAAGGCCUUCCAUUAGCUCUUCAAGUUUUGGGUUCUUUUUUAUUUAAAAGAAGUCUAGAAGAAUGGGAACAUGAAUUGGAUAAUUUGAAAAGAAUUCCUAAUAAACAAAUUCAUGAUGUUCUUAAGAUAAGUUUUGAUGGCCUUAACGACACAGAGAAGGAUUUAUUCCUUGACAUUGCUUGUUUCUUCAAAUGGUAUGAUAAAGAUUAUGUAAUGGAUAUAUUGGGUAGUAAUGGGUUUCACCCACGGAUUCCAAUUCUUAUUGAACGGUCAUUGAUAACUAUCUCAUCAUACAAUAAGCUUUGCAUGCAUGAUUUGUUACAAGAAAUGGGUAAGGAAAUUGUUCGUCAAGAAUCACCUGAUGAUCCUGGCAAACGAAGUAGGUUGUGGUUUUAUGAAGAUAUCUAUAAAGUGUUUAGAGAGAAUACGGUGACCGAAACAAUUAAAGGCAUUAUGCUACACAUGCCUCAUCGUCAUCUACAAGAGAUAUUAUAUGUAAAUGUUGAUGUCUUUGAGAAGAUGAAGAAACUAAAACUGCUUAAACUCAGUGGGAUAAGACCUUGUGGACACCUUACAUAUAUUUCAAACGAAUUAUGUUAUCUCGAUUGGGAUGAAUAUCCUGCAAAGUUUUUGCCAUCAAAUUUCCAUCCAAAAAAUCUUGUUCGACUUCGCCUUUGUCAAAACCAAAUCAAAGAAAUAUCAUCAAGUAUCAAGUUUCUAGAGAAGUUAAAAUACCUUGAUCUCGGUCUCUCCUUAAAUUUGUAUAAAACUCCUGACUUGUCUAGUCUCCCGUAUCUAGAGAAAUUAAAUCUUUAUGGAUGUAAAAAUCUAAAUGAGGUCCACGAGUCGAUUGGAGUACACGAGAGGCUUGUUAGUUUGGAUCUGGGGCACUGUAGAAAUUUGAGGAGUCUCACAAAAAGCAUCAAGUUGGAAAAGUUGGAAUCUUUGAAUCUAUCAGGAUGCUUAAAACUUGAGAAGUUUCCGGAGAUUCAGGGGCGUAUGGAUCGUUUGCGGAAACUUUAUUUGCACGAAACUGCAAUAAAAGGUUUGCCUUCAUCAAUUGAGCAUCUUGAAGGGCUUCAGAAAUUAUCGGUAGGUGAUUGCCGAAGGCUUAAAAGGGUUCCAAGCAACAUUUUUUCUAGAAUGAAGGAUUUAAAAUCCCUUCGCAUGGGAGGAACCGCUGUAGAACAGUUACCAUCGUCCAUUGUGCAGUUGUGUAACCUUAGUAACCUUAAUCUAAGUGAUUUACAAAAAAGGUCUCCCAAAAGGCCAAAUUCAUUGGUGCCAUUUUCAUUGGUGCGAAAGAGAACUCCUCCUGCUUCAACUAAUUAUUUGCAACUGGAUAAACUGCUCUCCGCUUUCAGCCGUACUUUAUCUAUUUUAGAUUUAAGUGGAAAUAAUUUGUCUAGCUUACCAACAAGCCUCAUUCAACUCAAAUGUCUGGGAUACCUUCAUUUGAAACAUUGCACAAGCCUCCGAAGGUUGACUUCACUUCCGUCAUCUAUUUAUUAUGUGAAUGCACAUGGCUGCAAAUCAUUGGAAAGGUAUUGGAUUCCACCAAGUGGAAUUAGUCCAAAGAAUCGCCAAUUCAGAUUCACUGAUUGCCACAAAUUGGUUAUGGAUGAGAUGGAUGAGAUGCCAAAUAUAUCAUCACAAACUCAGCUUCAGGGAAUUCGAUGGAUCGUUUUUCCAGGAAGUGAGAUUCCGCAAUGGUUUAGGCAUAAGAGUGAAGUUGAGGGGUCUUCUUUGUCUUUGGUGGUAGAUCAUCUAUCUUCUUACAAUAACGUCAAAGGAAUUGUCAUCUGUGCUGUUUUGGAAUCUGAUGCAAUUGACUCGUAUAUUGAAUUUGAUCUCAAAAUCAACGGUUAUGGCGUGAACUGGGUGGAGGACUUUUGGAGGUGUAAAGGCAAUCACGUUAUUUUGACGAGCGUAACUAAAUGUUACGAUGAAGCUCAGCCCAGGCCCACCCAAUCGAUUAAAAAUUUGAUGAAGAAGAGAACAAAGCUCAGCCAAGGCCCUCCCAAUAUUUGUGAUGAUGCCAGCUGUUACAUUCAGGCUUCAGUUUUCUCAAAAAACUGCAUAAGUGGCACUAGACAAGACAAGAAGGUGAAGAAAAUGGGUAUCCAUCUAAUUAUGGAGGAGCAAGGUGAAGGUGAGUAGACCCACCCAAUAAUCAUCAUAUCAUUCUUUCAUCACAUACGCGAACGUGAAGAAAAGAAGGUGAAGAAAAUGGGUCUCCAUCUAAUUAUGGAGGAGCAAGGUGAAGGUGAAUGUGAAGGUGAAGGUGAAGGUGAAUGUUAACACAGAGAAAUCCUAGAAGACAUUUGUAUGUUUGUGGAGCACCAUCCUAGCAUUAAGAGGCAAAGAAAGGAUCAUUUGGAUACUUUUGAUUGUCAUUUUUGUAUACAAGAAGCUCUGUCUGUUGUAAUAACAAUUUCGUGAUUGAAAAUGUUUUGUUGGUACGUACCAAAAUCUUUUUGGUCAUAUAAUUUCACAUUGACUUCUGAAAUUUUUUAUUUAUAAUGAUCACAUGUCAUAUUACAAAGGGUAAAUUACAUAGAGAC
This is a messenger RNA of Cornus florida, 4120 nucleotides long. Its product is annotated as disease resistance protein RUN1-like. The record is from RefSeq and is a predicted model, not a curated record. Bases 387 to 3716 code for a protein of 1109 amino acids. NCBI's taxonomy places the organism in Eukaryota, Viridiplantae, Streptophyta, Magnoliopsida, Cornales, Cornaceae. The transcript is spliced from 6 exons. Gene Ontology annotation, molecular function: ADP binding; protein binding. Gene Ontology annotation, biological process: defense response; signal transduction.